Fragaria vesca subsp. vesca is the source of this 1086-nucleotide messenger RNA. RefSeq lists its product as uncharacterized. Gene Ontology annotation, cellular component: cytoplasm. Gene Ontology annotation, biological process: protein ubiquitination. NCBI's taxonomy places the organism in Eukaryota, Viridiplantae, Streptophyta, Magnoliopsida, Rosales, Rosaceae. The coding region runs from base 95 to 862 and encodes 255 amino acids. Gene Ontology annotation, molecular function: ubiquitin protein ligase activity. The transcript is spliced from 2 exons. The record is from RefSeq and is a predicted model, not a curated record.
GUUUCUCUUUCAUUUCCAGAUCAACUGCAAGCCACCCCUCUGCCCUGUCUGUGUAAGAUCGGAACAGCGUCCCUCGGGAAUCUCCAGGUAAAACAUGUCUACGGAGGAGAGGCAUAUAUUUUAUAGCGCAGUGGUGCAAGUACCAACAAGGCGACCCAUACCUACUGUGACGGGAAGGAUUCCAGUCAACUUACUUCUCUACAAGGAAACUCGGUUUUGGUUUGAUGGUCCAGAAGACUAUGAGGAUGUUGUUCCGCAAACCUUGGUGGCUGGAGAGGGAUUUCUGGGGUAUCGUGAACGCGUGAGUCGUAUAGCGGCCCAACAGCUUUUGCAGAUGCCUAUCCCAGAACAAGAAGUGCCACCUAUUAUUGACAAGCUUGUUCAGAAGCUUUCGGUGGUGUCUGAAGUGCCCAGUCAUAUGCCUAUUACUGUGUUGAUAUUAGACAUCACUGUGUCCUUAAUGGGUAGUGCCGACUAUGAUCAGGUCAUUGAUUGGGUUGCCAGACAAACCUUCUCGUAUUUGGGCCAUCCCAUUAGAGGAGGUGAGGUUAUAGGGGAACCAAGUGCAUCAUACAAGGCAAGUCGCACUCCUGCAGCUACAUCGUUUAUUCAUGGUUUGCAGAGAUUAAGACUUGAUAGUUUGGAACAAGCUGUUAUUAGAGAGAGUCCAACUUGUGCCAUCUGUCUUCAGGAUUUUGCAGAAUCUGUUGAAGAACUGGUCACUUGUUUGCCCUGCAAACACUAUUAUCAUAUCAAUUGUAUUGUUCUGUGCCUGGAGAUCAAUCACAUUUGCCCCAUGUGCCGAUACCCAAUGCCAACUGCGGAAGCCUGCAAGCCAUUAACAAAUGCUACUGCAAAUUAAUUGUCAACUUGCACAACUGGGAUGAUCCUAAGUUAUAAAUUUAUUGGAUGAGUUGAUCUUUCCAUCUGUAUUUUAUUUUCAUUUAUUAGCUGAAGUUCUGUAUUUUGUUAUACAGAGGUUAGUCCUUUUUUUAUCUUUUUUAAGCUUUGUUGACGAAAAGAAUUUUUCUGUUAUUGUCAUCACAUUUGGCUUGCUAAUAAUUAGCCUAUUCCAUUUCUCAUACC